AUGUAUUAUAAAGGGACUCCCCCAGCCCUCGGAGAUGCAGCAGAGCAGCAGCAGCAGCAGCAGCAGCAGCAGCAGCAAGAAGACACUCUUAGGGGGGCCCCCCAGGGGGCCCCCCUGCCAGAGGGCCCCCUGUGGAGCCCCAGAAGGGGCCUCCCGGGGGGCAGUUCUGUGCUGCAGCAGCAGCUGCAGCGCAGCAGCAGCAGACAGUCGAUGGGGUUUACUGUGUCUUUGUCCCAGCCCGCAGCAGCAACACCAGCAGCAGCAGCAGCAGCAGCAGCAGCAGCUGAGGAGCAAGGGCGGCGCUUGCCCCGUCGCAGAAGCUGCUGCUCUUGCUGCUCGUUUUCUGCUUCUGCAACAGCAGCAGCAGCAGCGUCGCAGCAGCAGCAGCAGCAGCAGCAGCACGCUUCGCCCUUCAGCAUGCGAGUGUUCAGUCAGCCAGAACCUUCAGCAGCAGCAGCAGCAGCAGCAGCAACAGCAGCAGCAGCAGCAGCAGCAGUAACGCCAACAGCGUGCCGCUUUCGCACGCGGCCGCUCCCCCGCAGAAGCAGCACGCAGCCGGAUCUCUAUGGAUUAAGGCAGCAGCAGCAGCAGCAGCAGCAGCAGCAGCAGCAGCAGCAGCAGCAGCAGUUGGGGUUUCGAGCAAAUGCUCUGUCACCAGUGUAUCCCUCUCCCAGCGGGUCCCAGUCAUCCGUGCUGCUGCCUUCCGCAGCAGCAACUGCAGCAGCAGCCACUGCAGCAGCAGCAGCAACUGCAGCAGCAGCAGCAACUGCAGCAGCAGCAGCUGAGCGGCCCCGCACGCGGCGACGGUCAACAAGCCCCAUGGGGCUGCUGCAGUGGCGCAGCACUCCAGUGUACGCGCCUGCUGCUGCUGCUGCUGCUGCUGUUGGCUCGCCUUUGGGGGCAGCAGCAGCGGGAGCUGCAGCAGAUGUGGCAGCAGCAGAAGCAGCAGCAGCAACUGCAGCAGCAGCAGCAGCAGCAGCAGAGGCUGACUGCUGCAAAAGGAGACGCGUCGGGGCGGCGCAUGCAGAGGCAGCAGGUGUACAUACACCUGAAACUGAAAUGCUGUUUGUCACCCCCCACUCUUCCCCGCUGCGGCCGCAGCUGCAUGCAGCAGCAGCAGCAGCAACAGCAGCAACAGCAGCAGCAGCAGCAGCAGCAGCAAGUGCGGCUGCAGCAGACAGUGCAGAUGCUGAGGAGUCGCUGGCGGACGAAGAAAUGCCUUGCGUCGUGUGGAGCCCAUCCGCUACGCGCGACAGCAGCAGCAGCAGCAGCAGCAGCAGCAGCAGCAGCAGCAGCAGCAGCAGCAGCGCGCUGCAGCUGGGAAUGGCAUACUGCUCUCCUGCUGCUCUCUCGCUGCAGCAGCAAAGGCGGCGCAGGUCUUCUUUGGGGCUGCUUUUCCCUUUGUCGGGCCCCCGCAGUUCGCUGCUGCUGCCGCGAAGGCCCUGCGAGGCGCAGCAGCAGCAGCAGCAGCAGCAGCAGCAGCAGCAGCAGCAGCAAGGUGAAGCGGCGCUCACGACUGAGGGAAGGACGAAGACAAGAAAGACAGAGGGGCCUUCUGCUUGCGGCGGGGAUGGAAGCAGCAAGGGCGAUUGCAGCAGCAGCAGCAGCAGCAGCAGCAGCAGCAGCAGCAGCAGCAGCAAAAUCAGCAGCACGUGCGGUAGCAGCAGCAGCUCUAACAGCGAGAAAUGCAGUAGCAGCAGCACAAGCAGCAACGACUGCAGCAACAGCGCCACCCUUUCAGAGGAAGCAGCUAAUAAGGAGCCUGCAGGCGCAGCAGCAGCAGCAGCAGCAGCAGCAGCAGCAGCAGGGGAGGAUGCGAUCCGCACCCCAGAACGAGCAUCAUCUGCUCCAGCAGCAGCAGCAGCAGCAGCAGCUGCUGCUGCUGCUGCUGCUGCUGCUGAAGCGUCGUCUUCUGCUUCUACGCGCAAGCGCCGAAGAGGCACAGAUGACUCGGGUGUCUGUCCCCGUGCAGCAGCAGCAGCAGCAACAGCAGCAGCAGCAGCAACAGCAGCAGAAGCAGCAGCAGAGAGUGAAACGGCCCCAGCAGCGGUUGAAGCGGCAGCCGCCGCAGCAGCAGCAGCAUCUCCCGCAGCAGCAGCAGCAGCAGCAGCAGCAGCAGCAGCAUCUCCCGCAGCAGCAGCAGCAGCAGCAGCAGCAGCAGGCAGCAGCCCUUCUGAGCUCUCUCCUAUAAAGAGGCAGCGGCGGCGCAGCCACGGAGGGGGGGCUCUUGCUGCUGCUGCUGCUGCAGCAAGGCUGCUGCUGCUGUGUCAGUCUUAUGCAGACACAAACGAAGUGCUGCCUUCUUUGGGGGCCCCUGCGUUGUCUGUGGAGGAGACAAAGCUGCUGCGGCAGCAGCAGCAGCAGCAGCAGCUGCUGCUGCAGCAGCAGCUGGAGAAGCAGCGAAGGGAACGCGAAGAAAAAGAAAGGCAGCUGCAGCAGCAGCAAGAGGAAGAGAGACGCAAGCAGCAGCAGCAAGAGCAGGAGAGGCUGCAGCAGCAACAGCAGCAGCAAGAGCAAGAGAGGCUGCAGCAGCAACAGCAGCAGCAAGAGCAAGAGAGGCUGCAGCAGCAACAGCAGCAGCAAGAGCAAGAGGGGCUGCAGCAGCAAAAGCAGCAGCAGCAACAGCAGCAACAGCAGCAACAGCAGCAGCAGCAGCAGGAGCAACAGCAGCAGCAGCAGCAGCAAGAUCAGGAGAAUAUUCAGCAGCAGCAGCAGCAGCAGAAGCUUAACCUCGGAUUCUCCAGCGCUGGUGGCUUCUCGCCUAUCGUGGCAGCACCUCGUGCAGCAGCAGCAGCAGCAGCAGCAGCAGCAACAGCAGCAGAACCUGCUGCAGCAAGGCCGCUGUUCUCCGUUCCUGCGGCUUCCACGCCAGGUGCUGCUCCUGCAGCAGCUGCUGCUGCUCCUACAGCAGCUGCUGCUGCUCCUGCAGUUGCGCCUGUUGCUUUUGCUGCAUUGGCAGCUGCUGCUGCUCCUGCUGCAGCAGCAGCAGCAGCUGCUGCUGCUGCUGCACCUGGGGGGCCUUCGGCGGAAGGGCUCGAUGAAGAAAUGGGAGACAGCAAAGGGAGCCGAAGAGUGCUGCGGAUUGUGCGCAAGAAGGACCCUCUGCAGCAGCAGCAGCAGCAACAGCAACAGCAGCAGCAGCAACAGCAGCAGCAGCAGCAACAGCAGCAGCAACAGCCACUGUUUUCGCAGUUCUCGCAGCAGAACGGGAAGGCUGUGCGACCGGCGCUGCAGCUGCAGCACCAGCCCUUGCUACAGCAGCAGCAGCAGCCCAUGUUUGGCCAGCAGCAGCAGCAGCAGCAGCAGCAGCAGCAGCAGAUGCUGCAGGGCGGGGGAAGCGCUUCUGGCUUUGGGAUGUUCCACCAAAUGCAGCAGCAGCCCCAGCAGCAGCAGCAGCAGCAGCUACUGCAGCAGCAGCCCCAGUGUCUGCCUGGCGGGCUGAUACCUGGAUUUGGGCCUGCUGCUGCAGCAGCAGCAGCAGCACAGCCUGGUGCUGCUGCAGCAGCAAACUGCUUCGCAAUGGGCAGCAGCAGAAGCAGCAGAGGCAGAGGGCGCGGCAGGGGACGCCGCUAA
Eimeria necatrix is the source of this 3573-nucleotide messenger RNA. RefSeq lists its product as hypothetical. The transcript has a single exon. Lineage: Eukaryota; Apicomplexa; Conoidasida; Eucoccidiorida; Eimeriidae. The coding region runs from base 1 to 3573 and encodes 1190 amino acids. The record is from RefSeq and is a predicted model, not a curated record.